AGAGGGCUAAAGCGUGCACAUAUUUUUUAUGCGUUCCAGAAUGAAACGCAAAGCGUCAUUUCCGGAUACGACCUAUAUUGGAAGCGCUCGGUUUGAGAAAUUUGCUUGCUGAGUAUAGACAAUAAAGAAGGAUCGUAUACUAGAGGUUUUUAGUGGAUACUUUUAUCGACCAUGUCCUCCUGCUUUUCGUAGUGUGGUAAUUAGUGAUCCAGGCCAAUGGGUAGUUCGUGUAAUAUUAAAACUAAAGGAGGGUUAUGAUGAACCAGUUCCUGACCAGUUUGAGGUUAUGAGUGGGAAACAGAAAACACUUUUUCAGACGUGGGGAACGAACCAACCCCCGGAACCCAGGAAGACCAAGGAAAUUAAGCCUAGAAAAGGAAAAACCAAUGGAGUUGGUCGUGGGAAACAGUCAGUGUCUCGAGGGGUUCUACACAGGCCGCUUGUACCAGUUAGGCAACAACCACCUACGACCUGUCAAGAGGAGGAGGAUGAUGAUGAUGUAAUGGUGGUUGCUGUAUAUGAGGCAGAGAAAACAUUUAACCAAACCCUUCAGGCAGAAGGUCUCCAGCGGAAUGACAGGCAUAAUGCCCACUCAGUGCAAGGCAAGCUAUGGGAUGAACUGGGAAAAACAUCUUCCCCUGUUGUUGUUGACUUACCUGGAACUUCAUGCCAAUUACAGGGAGACCAAAGGGGCAACACCAGCAAUGAAUGUAGAACUCUUGGAAGCUCUAAAUAUUUGCCUACCACUCAUGAGCAUCAGGACAUGGAAAGUGAAUGUCAACCAAAAGCCACUAGUAUUGAUAACCUGCCUGGUUUUGAUCUGGCAGCUGGUAGUUUGUGGAUCUAUCCAACUAAUUAUCCACUACGAGACUAUCAGUUUAAUAUAUCUUACACGGCUUUGCUGCAAAACACCCUCGUGUGUCUGCCCACUGGGCUGGGUAAAACCUUCAUAGCUGCUGUGGUGAUGUACAACUUCUACCGUUGGUAUCCUUCUGGCAAGAUUGUCUUCAUGGCUCCUACCAAGCCUCUGGUGGCCCAGCAGAUUGAAGCCUGCUUUAGAGUUAUGGGGAUUCCACAGGGCCAUAUGGCAGAAAUGACAGGAAGCACCCAGGCCCAGAAUCGUAAAAACAUUUGGGAAACGCACAGAGUCUUUUUUCUUACACCCCAGGUUAUGGUGAAUGAUCUUACACGUGGUGCUUGUCCUGCUUUGGAAAUCAAAUGUCUGGUUAUUGAUGAGGCACAUAAAGCUCUUGGUAACCAUGCUUAUUGUCAAGUUGUAAGAGAAUUGACCAACUAUACAAACCAGUUCCGUAUUCUUGCUCUGAGUGCCACACCAGGGGGUGAUACUAAGUCCGUGCAACAGGUGGUGUCCAACUUGUUGAUUUCACAAAUAGAACUGAGGUCAGAGGAUUCUUCUGAUAUCCAGCCCUACAGUCAUGCAAGGCAGCUUGAGAAGUUUGUUGUGCCACUUGGUGAGGAACUUGAGUCUGUGCAGAAAACCUACCUACAGGGAGCUCAGCAGGGGGUGAUAGAAGGAGAUUAUGCUCUCUGUAUAAGUUUAUACCAUGGUUAUGAACUGCUCUUACAAAUGGGAACUCGCUCUUUAUACUCUUAUCUUCAUGGAAUAAUCGAUGGCUCCAAAGGCAUGACCCGUGCACGGAAUGAGCUUAGCCGCAAUGGAGACUUCAUGGAACUAUAUAAGCAGCUGGAGAAGAUGUUUUCUGACACUAAGGUUGCAGAAGGAAAUGGAAGUCUUCUUUUCAACUCAAGUCUAAGAGCAGAUGCCAAAAAGCCAUUUUUGUAUAGCCACCCAAAGUUAAAAAAACUAGAAGAAGUUGUUGUGCAGCAUUUUAAAUCUUGGAAAAAUGGAGAUCAAAACUCUUCUAACCAGACUCCUGAAGGCACUCGGAUUAUGAUUUUCUCAUCAUUUCGAGACAGUGUUCAAGAGAUUGCAGAAAUGCUUAAUCAUCACCACCCUACUGUAAGGGUGAUGACAUUCGUAGGCCAUUCAUCUGCUGGUAAAGGAGUCAAGGGUUUCACACAGAAGGAGCAGCUUGAGGUAGUUAAACGAUUUCGUGAGGGUGGUUUUAACACUUUGGUCUCCACGUGUGUAGGGGAAGAAGGACUUGAUAUAGGAGAAGUGGAUCUUAUCAUAUGUUUUGAUGCCCAGAAGAGUCCAAUUCGUCUAGUUCAAAGAAUGGGCCGCACUGGGAGGAAACGUCAAGGCCGGAUAGUUGUGAUACUUUGCCAGGGACGGGAGGAGAGGACUUAUAACCAGAGCCAAAGCAAUAAACGGAGCAUCUACAAAGCCAUUUUAGGCAAUAACAAAAUGUUACAUCUCCAUCCUCAAAGCCCUCGAAUGGUUCCAGAGGGUUUGAACCCCAAAGUGCAUAAGAUGUUCAUCACACAAGGGAAUUAUGAAGCCAAAGAGAGCAUUCGGCCAAUGAACGAAGACAGGCGCUCAAGUACAAAGCAUCGUAAAUCCUCAUUGUUGUCUAAUGCAUCUGAUACCAUAAAAGAAGAGUGGGAACUGACCCAUGCUGAAUUUGAUACCUGGAACAGAAUGUACCGGCUGCAAGAGUCUGAUGGAAUAAUGGAUGUGAGAUUGCCUAAAUCUCAAUUUGAGUACUUUAUAGAUGCAGAACCAAGCACGGAACGCCCAUCUGGAAAUAUACGUGAGCUCUCUCUAACUGAAUGGAGAGUCUGGCAAAACCAACCCUUCCCUACCCACUCAGUUGAUCACUCAGACAGAUGCAAAAACUUCAUAGACGUAAUGGAGAUGAUUGAGCUGAUGAGAAUGGAGGAGGGUGGUUGCAACUACGAUUUGGAAAUGAUGUCUUACUUGAACAAAGAAGAUGUUGACGCAACAAUCACAAGAGCUAAUCUCAAUGUUUCAGGCAAUAACACUAAAGUCGCUGAUAAGUUAACUCAUCGCAAAAGAGGGAAAAGCUGUAAAACUACAACUUUACCUUUAGUUCUUGAGCCUGAUGAGGAUUUUAUGUCUUCAUUUAAGAAGAACACAAAAUCACGUUCCACAGACUUUGCAUCAGAAGAUUCUAAGAUCCAUGUUCAAGGAACAGAGGAAAGUGGCAGUACAGAGUUAGAACAUGUGUUUUGCUUAGGUGAAGAUAUGCCUGAUAAAGAAUGUUUAUUCAGUGAUAUUUGCACUAAAAGCAAUGAUUCCACGUCUAAUGCUGUAACCAAUAAUCAAUCAGGUUCUGACCAUGUGUUACUAAGUGAUUCUGAAAAUGCAGUAGCAAAAUCCCAGAUUAAUGCAGCUGCCAAAGCGGAUUCCGGCUACCAUAGUUGUAAUGAAGAGCCUUCUUCUAUUUUAUCAAACUUGUUUUACACCCCACAGACAUUUAUUAAUCAUGGUGUGUUUGCAGAAUUCGUAGACCAUAAGAUGUGUGAGCUAAAGAAAAUGUUAUCAGAUAUAAAAAUAUUUUUGUUACAUUCCCCACCCCCAAUAAAUGAACUUGAUUGUUUGGACGAUUAUAAGGAAGAUUCUGAUUUUUCCCAUCAUUCUUGCCGAUCUGGUCCUGUAAAAGAAAAAAGAGAAGAUCUCUUGCUACGGCCACUAACACCUAUACCUGUAACAAUCAAUUCAAGGGAAAUGCAGGCUGACAGUAAUUACAAGAAACAGCUUGACCACGUAGCUGACAAACUAUUUCGAGAGCGGGAAAAAGAUGACGUGCUUUUUAGGGAGAAUCUUUCACAACACAUUGAUGCUAUAAAGAACAAAGAGCACAUUGAUGCUCUAAAAGUAGAUGGUGAAGCAGCACAUUCACCAGAUCAUAAUGUAAGAUUUGAAGAUGCUUCAGAACCCAGUACCUCCAAAGAUUUACAAGAUGGUAGGAAAGAAAAUGACGAUCAGUGGGAUGAAAUGUUUGAUUAUGAAAGCCAAGAUAAAGAAAAUGAAAAUUUCGCUUCUCAAGUUAACAUGGGUGACACUGAAGGUUCAUAUGCAAAGAAUGAGAACCAUAACAUCAAUUCUGUGCCUUCUUUCUUGGAGGACAGCUUUGAUUUGUUUGAAGAGGAUGGAUUUUCUGAUAAUGCCGACUAUGGGCAGUUUGAUUUGAACCAUGAAAGCAAAGAUAAGCCACCUGAUGAUGCUAACACAACUGUAAGCUUCAACAUGUUCGAUCCAUCUCUGUUGCUUCAAGACCAAGUACAAACUGAGAGAGAACCAGAAACAAACAAUGAUAUUAGAUCAGAGAAUUUAGAAGAAGAACUUGAUUGCUCUGAGGAACUCUUUUCUGUAAAUUUUGAUCUAGGGUUUUCUAUUGAAGAUGAUGAACUUUCAGAAAGUGAUAGUAUCAUUGAGACCCCUUCUAAGGAUUUCAAAGUCCCAAACCCCCUCAAAAGGAAUGACAUGACUGCCAUUGGAUGUAAUGCUAUUUCAACACCUGUGAUGUCUGGUAAAAUUCACACUACAUUUUCAGCAGUAGCUGAAAAGCAAAUUCAGUUCUUUUCACCACUGGAACCAGUUAAAGGAAAAUUCUCAUUAACGCCUGAAAAGUCAUUGUGCUCCUCAUCAUUUUUGACACCACUUGAGGAAAAGUUCAAAAGUCCCCACAUGUCUUCAGAUAAUAAGCAUGACUGUGACUUGGGUAGACCACAAACCUCCAAAGCAAGAGAACAGAGCAUAUAUUCUGCAACCAAUGUCAGUGUUCAUGAUGGCAGUGCUGUCCAAGAAAAUAGAAGACAGACACCUCCAAGUUCAGAGCACUCAUGUAUAGAGAGCAGCCUGGAAAGUGAAGACAACAUUGUUUUCUGUCGGAAAAGAAAAUUGACAAAGGCCAACGUCCUUAUGUCGCCACAGACUGCAAGCAGCGACUGUGAUUUUGACUCACCAAUUCCCAAUGCCAAGAAGCGCAGACACGUGUUAAACACACCUGGCUCAAGUGAGGAGGAAGAAGAGAAGGAUUUCAAGUCAAGACAUUCCACCGUUCAGGAGAAAUCUGCUGCCCUUUCUAGAAAAUCAUAUCAGGACAGAGCAGUAGCGCUAUCAAAAAAGAGAAAGCGAUCAAAGCAAACAGCAAGGCACUUUCUAGACGAAGAAGCCGAACUUUCCUCCGAAGGAGCAGAGUUUGUUUCCUCCGAUGAGAAUGUUCAUUCCGAUAAUGAACAGGACACGUCGCUUGCUGAGUUUUUAAAUGAUGACACUCAGCUUUCACAGGUCCUGAAUGACUCAGAGAUGCAGGGAGUAUACCUGAAGUCCGUGCGUAGCCCCGCUUUUGGUGGUCGUUUUAAAAUGGCACCCAGGAAGAGGAAACAUAACAUGUCUAUUUUUUCACAGAUACCAGAGCAAGAUGAGAGCUACAUGGAAGACAGCUUCUGUGUUCAAGAAGAAGAAGAUGAUGAUGAUAAGGCAAAUGACUUGGAAUCUAGCGAGGAAGAAGUGGAAAUUAACUUUGACCUCCUAAAAGAUGACAGCAUAAUUGGUGGUAAAAAACAGUACUGUACAAGGAGGAGAUUGAAGCUCAAGGAAGCACAAUCAAGACAUCCUAGUGAUACACAACCUGCCAAAAAGAAAACAAGGCUUAUUAUUCAGGAUGACUCUAGUGAAGAAGAGACAGGAGCAACAUCUAAACUGAAGGAUACUUCUCAUCCUCAAAAGACUUUUCCUUCCUCUAAACCAUCUUUGGGUAACACUUCUUCUAGGAACCAAGGUGCUCCCACGCUUAUUAGGAAUGAAUAUGAUCUACCUCUGCGGGACCGAUGCCAAGCAAGGAUUAAUAUCAAGGCCUCGCUUUCUGAGGAACUAGAUUUUCAGGCAGCAAGUAAAAGUAGUAGUAGCACUAAAUCAAGAACAUCAAGCGGGAUUGUCCACUCUGAGAGAAAGGGAGAAGUCAGUACUGGAGUGGUUAACUUUGACUUGACCCUGGAUAGUUCUGUAACAAAUCUCUCCUUUCCAAGGACUGAUGAAGUAUCUGCUCCUACACCAAUCAGGACAACUCCAUGCAUUCUUGCUGACACCCGGGAAAUCUCCUCUGGGCCCGAGGUCAUCUCCUACCUAAGGACAGCUCUUGGGGUGAAAGUGGAGGUGUGCUCUCUUGCUGGAUGUGAUUAUAUUGUCAGCAAUCGCUUAGCAGUGGAGCGCAAGUCACAGUCUGAAUUUGCAAACGCUGCCAACAGGAACAAACUGGUGGAUCGGAUCCAGCACUUGCAACAUUUGUUCGAUAGGGUUUGUGUUGUUAUAGAGAAGGACCGAGUCAAACCAGGUGAAACGUCAAGGAUAUUUCAGAGAACAAGAUAUUACGACAGCACAUUGUCUGCAUUAAUCAGUGCUGGUGUCCAGGUUCUGUUCAGUUCCAGCCAGGCAGAGACAGCGAGUUUACUAAAGGAGCUGGCAUUAUUAGAGCAGAGAAAGAACACUGCCAUUGAUGUGCCAACGGAGGUGAAAGGGCACAAACAGGAGGCAAUGCAGUUCUAUCUGUCAAUACCAAACGUCAGCUACAUCACCGCACUCAACUUGUGUCACCACUUUGACUCAGUCGCACAGAUGGCCAAUAGCUCUGUGCAAGUCAUCUCUGACCGGGCCCACAUGAGUGCUCAGAAAGCAGAGGAACUCUAUCGCUAUGUACAUUACAUGUUUGAAGAGGAGAUGGUGCCGCCGGAGAACCCCACUAAGCGAAGCAGAGUCUCUUAACACAAUUCAGGGACUUUUCCACUGUGCUUUUGUAUGUGUUUUUUUUGUUUUUUUCAUUCCAAGCCACUUCAGAGGAAAUGCACUUUGUCAUUUUGCUGUAAAAUAUGUAAAUACAUGUUUAUUCUAUUAAAGUGAUAAUUUCAUUGAAA
Xenopus laevis (African clawed frog) is the source of this 6801-nucleotide messenger RNA. It is a transcript of the gene fancm.L, whose product is annotated as FA complementation group M L homeolog. Lineage: Eukaryota; Metazoa; Chordata; Amphibia; Anura; Pipidae. Bases 287 to 6652 code for a protein of 2121 amino acids. Gene Ontology annotation, molecular function: four-way junction DNA binding; DNA binding; hydrolase activity. The transcript has 22 exons. The record is from RefSeq and is a predicted model, not a curated record. Gene Ontology annotation, biological process: double-strand break repair via synthesis-dependent strand annealing; DNA repair; interstrand cross-link repair. Gene Ontology annotation, cellular component: nucleus.